Molecule: messenger RNA, 3532 nt
Organism: Chara braunii
Lineage: Eukaryota; Viridiplantae; Streptophyta; Charophyceae; Charales; Characeae
Source: the annotation of a GenBank genome assembly
GGAGAUGCAUGCUGUUGCUGGAGGAUGCCAGAUAUUUUUUCCCCUGAUUUGAAAAAAGAAAAUCGGAGAAAGACGAGGGGGGUAGUUCGCCCAGUCAUCACUGGAGACGGACAGAUUCGCAAAUGGCAGUAGUGUUGUGAGGAAAACCUGCAAAGAUGGUGGCGCAGUGCUCAAAUGUGUCUCUCAAUGAGUCGUUUUCGUGUCGGAUGUCUGAUCCAGGGCAGCCUGCAGAUUUCGUAGUCUUGGCUCUUGUGACGGUUGCAUGCAUACCGUUCAUUGCGGGGAACAUACUGCUGCUCAUUCACCGAAACUACUUUCCAAUUAAGGUGAAGGGGGUGGAUCUAAUCUUGGCCAGUUCUAUUGGGGGUUUCAUAUGGCUUGUGGCGUCAUUUGUUGUGAACAACCACUUUGGGAGGACAGGGGUGCUGCUUGACCUUUGCCCUCUUUGGAGCUUCUGGAUGCAACUCUGCUUCGGCGUCUCCUUAUGGCUUAACUGUUUUAACGUGCGGUUAUUGAAUCUCUACCUCAUCUUCCGCUGCAAGAGAGACCCUAUUACUCCAAUAUGGCUCCCUCUGGGACUCCUCCAGUCACCGAUGAUCAUCUUCAGCGUCUUCGCUACCGCGUUUCACGCUUGCAGCUAUGUUUGUGCUCCUGAUUCCAUCACUCAGAACACACUUGCAGACUGCAAAAUCAAUGGACCGGGAUGGAGUUUGGGGACGCUGGUAGUACUGGCAUUCUACUUCGUGUUGAUGGUCUGUCUUGGGAUAAAGCUUCGCAACAUCAUGGCUCCUUACAAUGAGUACAGGUUGAUUCGAGAAGGAGCGUUCAUACUGUUCUUCUUGGCGGGGGUUGCUAUUCAGCGAUGCAUUCGCUUUGAGGUGGCGGGGCGGGCAUUCUUGACUCUGACGGUGGCUUACGUGGUUUUUUAUUACUUCUGGAUGCGAAACGGACUUGUUGUAUACAAGGUGUUGUUUCACAAAGCCGCCUACGAGAAGGAGUUCAAAGAGAAAUUUCAAGAGGCAAUGAACAAGUCCUCCCUUGUGGAUGAGCGGGGUUUCAGUGUAGAGUUGCCUGCAUCCAGCAUAGCUCGCGAGGAGAUUGUAUCGCACACGAUGGAUUUCUCGUCGACAUUCAAUGCGGAUGUAGAAGCGAUCGUGAGAACGUCUCGUCAGGAUGUGUACAGGUAUAAGGAGCUGAUCGAACAGCAAAAAGAGUGCAUAAGGCAGCUACGAGAGCAGGUUGCGUUGCUGGAGGGUGGGGACGAUACAGUUCAGAGAGAGGGUGGAGGAAUGGGGCGAGAUUCCGGAAAGGUUGGAGACGAGAUCGUGAGCAGGGGGUUGUCAGGCCCCUUCGCAUCCAGAAGGGUAAGGACGUAUGAUGAUACACUUAGCGUGGACGAUGUCUCUGGUGGGUUUUGGAGGUUCGGCAGGAAGCAAAGCAGGGUUGGUAGGGUUGGGAGGAGCGGGCCGAUUGAAAAGUCAGCACCACUGCUUCGGGAGGGGAUUGAUCGGUCGGGGCCGAUCCCUCCGGGAAAGACUCCACGGUAUGCGACAGUCGAUUGGUGUAUGGACACGAACGUGGCCAAAACUGAGAACCCAACGAAUUUGCGGAAGGAGUCUUCGAGGGAUGGCAGAGAGGCAAGUGGUGGACGUGAUGGAGGCGGGGGAGGGGGAGGGGGAGGGGGAGGGGGAUCUGGAUCACUUCUUGGAGGAGGGGGCGGAUCGGGUGUGAUUAGUGGAGGGGGGGGGGCGUCUGGAUCGGCUAUUGGGGGCGGAGGAGGAAGUGUUGGGUCGGGAGCACUGGUUGGAGGGGGCGGGUCAUCUGUUGGGAGUGGAAGUGGACUGGGUCUCGGGAGGGACGCGUUGGUCUCAGUACCACGGCCACACUCUGCCGGGACAACUCCCUCGAGAGGGCCUGGUGGUGGGGGAGGCUCUGGAGGCUCAGACCGGGAUCCUAGUCCCGCAGUUGUCAGCUGGGCCCAGGUUAAGGAAUCUGCUGACCAUGUGGAGCUGAUAGCAGAGCAGGUCGCGCACAGCACAUGGGCGCUGCAUCGAGAUGAUAAGAACGUGGGUCAGCGAUCGGCAUUCUCACCCCGUCUGCGCUCUUCACAAGCGAGAAAACGAGUCGUCUUGCGUCCAUUCGUAUCUGGCUUUGAACACGUCUAAGGCAUCACACUUUUGUGCAUUUACUAUUUAUAGACAACCGAAAUGCGGAUGGCAUUGCUCUGCACUACAUCGGAAACCGGGUCGUGUGUGCCGGCAUGAGUAGGGGUAGGGGCCGGGAGACAUCGACUGUAUAGACACACUUACCCGUAGUGUGAGCGGAGCUUAGCCGGGUGAUUGGCGAAUUGCAAGUGGCGAGUAGCGGGCUUGGUAGUGAGUAGUACUCUUCCCCUGCAUAGGCGUGUUGCAUCCUGCUGGCGCGGUGAGGUGGAAUGUAUGGAUACCACCAUCCAUCCUCUGAGUGGAGCCAACCCGGCCUGACGAGCAAGCAAAAGUGGCAGCAGUAUGCUCGGUUCCUUGCAAAUGGCGUGUGUCAUGCUGUCUGAGUCAUUUCUAGAAUAGAGUUGGCAUCAACGCAAAGCACAGUUGACACGUCAGAGUCAGCAACGAGGGUUGAAGAGCAGGCGCAAUCCCCAAAAGUCCAAGGGGGGGGCAACAGGACAGGGUAAGAAGGCCCCAAAAGUUCAAGGGGGGGGCAAGAGGACAGGGUAAGAAGGCGCCAAAAGUUCAAGGGAGAGGGUGCAAGAGAAUAGGGUAAGAAGAAAGUCUGGUUUCGCAUGGAGGACAUGCCACAGGGGGGUAAUGGUGCAAAUGUUUUGACGGCAGGGGGGCUUAUAUGUGUGUGCUACCGUGCAGUGGUGAGACUGGUGACGGAUCGGAGUAUCUGGAUAUAAUUGAAAAGGCUGUAUGUCUUCUCCGUCGUGGAACGGUACGCAUCUUACUGUCAAGGAACAGAUCAUGAAAUCCGCAUCCUCAUGGAUCAAUGACAUGAGUGGCCAGCGAACCGCUCUCCCCUUCAGAAAAGUAGUUAGCUGUUACGACUGAAAUCGGUAGCGACCCGGCACUAGUGUCCAAAUUAUAUGCAUACACAUGUGAGGUGAGUGAGCCAUUCGUCUCCUGUCAGUUAUUUCUGUUAUCUGAAUCGUGCCUUUGAAACCCUCUUUCGUUUGAAAAACAAAGCUUUCUCGAUCGUACCUUCGGACACCCUUUUUUGCUCCCUCUUUUGCUUCAAAGGAAGGUAAUGCCCGUCCUUGAGGAGGUUGUCGUCCACGUUCACAAUUUCUACAUGUCAGUGAUUGGAGAGGAUCACUGACAUCGCCAGAUGGACCUAGAGGUGAUGGUGGUGUGAUCAUGCCCUUAGGACACAGUCUACUUCGAGUAAGAACGUUGAGUAACAAGGGGUGCCUAUGUCCAUGCCUUACCUGCCUGUCAACGGCUAGGAUUGGAGAGGCUUACCUUUGUGCUUGAUGCCAUGCGGCAGGCGACAAGUUGGCGCGAGGGUAGGGGCUUAACAAAAUGGGCAUAGAAAU